This is a messenger RNA of Fusarium graminearum PH-1, 1681 nucleotides long. RefSeq lists its product as uncharacterized. Lineage: Eukaryota; Fungi; Ascomycota; Sordariomycetes; Hypocreales; Nectriaceae. The record is from RefSeq and is a predicted model, not a curated record. Gene Ontology annotation, biological process: protein N-linked glycosylation. Gene Ontology annotation, molecular function: glycosyltransferase activity. The transcript is spliced from 3 exons. Bases 160 to 1362 code for a protein of 400 amino acids. Gene Ontology annotation, cellular component: Golgi membrane.
UUCAUUACAGCUACCAUAUUUUUUUCAUUAAAAAACUUCCCGAGCGACGUCGCGUGCCGCUUUGGGUUUUGGUUCUGCUUCUUGUGUCCUUGUCGGCACUUUUCAUUCCCUCAUCUGAAUACUUGAGAAAUACGCGCGUCGCAGCGUCACUUGCCCACAAUGUUCGGUCAAGUGCGUACGAACCGGUCGACGGUCCUCAUGGCCGGCACCGUUAUCUUUUUGGUCGCUUUUGUUAGCCUGGCCUACAACCAUCUCGACAAGUGGGAGCCUCCUGCUGAUGUCGCUACCGAUACCGAGACUUCCAUCAUUGGCGAUACCCAUGAUCAGCCUCAUCACGACGAGCCUAAAAAGACUGAGCCUACUGAGCCACACGGCGCCAUGUCCAAGCCCGACCACGCCUCCAAUGCUACCACCGAGCUUGGCGACUACUACUUCAACUACAUCAUGAAGGCCCGCGUCAAGCCUACCGAUAAGAAGUACGCUCCUUUCGGUGCUUUCCCCAUGGAGCUCCCUGGCGAGGCCAAGUGGACCAGCAUGGUCGGCGAGGACCUCUGCAUUAUCGAUCUCGACAACCGUCCUUUCAACGAGCCCGGCCAAAUCUUCUCCGAGGGUCUGAUGAGCUGGGACCGCGCUGACGAGGCUCACGGUCUGUCUCUUGGUGUCCUGAACCACUGGCUCUACGCCAAGAACCACGGUUACAAGUACUACUACGUUGACAUCACCGACCCCUUUGAGGACCGCCGCAACUCGUGGAAGAAGCCCCCGAUUCUGUCCAAGAUCCUCAAGAAGCACAAGGCCUGCAUUUUCCUUGACUCCGAUGCCGUCUUCCACCACAUCGAUCUUCCUUUUGAGUGGCUCAUGAACUACUGGCAGCUCCACCCCGACACCAACUCUCUGGCCCUUGCCUACGACCCCACCCACAAGAACAACAUGGACAAGUUUGACAAGGUCUACCUCAACACUGGUUUCAUCGUUCUCCAGAACAAUGAGAAGACCUUUGAGAUCCUCAAGGAGUGGGAGGACUGCCCCAACGAGGGUGGCAAGCACCCCGACUGUGUCGAUUUCCGAAAGAACCGCCCCGGUAAGCCCACCGACCAGGGUGGUUUCGGCACCUACAUCCGUUACGAUUACCCGAAGGACAUCAAGGAUCUUCCUUGCACCGAGGCCAACGGUUUCCCCGAGAGCAAGUCUGGAUGUGAAGGAAAGUUCAUCAAGCAUCUCUGGACCGGAAAGAAGGACCACAUCAAGGUGGUCAUCGGCCAGCAAGUGCCCGGUGACCUGCUCGAGAUGUUCCACAAACAAUUCAUGGAAGAGAAGCCCAAGUUCUUCAUCUCUGAGCGAGAUGUCAUGGCCUGGAAAUAAAUAAUGAACAUGCUUUAAUGAGACGAGAGUACUAGAAAAGACGGACAACAUGACAAAGGACGGCUUUCGAAUCUUUUUUUUAAUAACUGUACUUUAACUAUACCAUCCAGGAGAGUGGUACACACACACCUUUUACCCCCUUCACAAAUGGGUCUUCAUUAUGGUGUUUUUGGGAGUGUUUUAUGGUUUACAGAGAGCCGAACUUGAGACCGAAACGUUGGGAUCAUUUUUCACACCAUGUAUGCGACGCAAUGUAAUGCGGUCGAGUUUCAGCAUGACUCGGUUUAUGAGUAAUAAGAAAAUAUGAGUUUAUAACAAG